Misgurnus anguillicaudatus (oriental weatherfish) is the source of this 2505-nucleotide messenger RNA. The record is from RefSeq and is a predicted model, not a curated record. Lineage: Eukaryota; Metazoa; Chordata; Actinopteri; Cypriniformes; Cobitidae.
GCAGUCCUGAUCUUCUGACUGUUGCUCCUCAAAUUUUUGGGAAUUCUACUGAUGGUGAAGUUUGUUGCUGUGUUUUUAAAUCUGGAGACAUUAAACGAUUCAUUAUUUUGGUUAUAUGCCUGUCUUGAGUUCCUCUUAUGUUCAUGGGAUGAUGGCACAAAUGUCCAGGAAGGGGAAGAUAAAAAUAUUCAUAUGCUGUAGGCAGCAUAUUUAAGUGUGAAAACCACCAACACUCUGCCACUUGAAACGGCCUGGAGAGUUUGUUCACGUCUUAUUUGUAUAUGGAUAUAGAUGCUCAUUAGCACGAGGUUUGAUAUGGAGAUGUGUUUCAGAAUAUCUCUGAUGUUUCUGCUCAUGACUGCUUAUGUUGAGAGUCAGUAUCUUCUGGAAAUGAAUUACAGCCCUUCAUAUGUUUGUGCAUUAAGGGGAUCAACAGUAACAGUGCAUUGUGCUUUACAAUAUCCUCUUGGUUAUACGGUCACAACAGCCAUCUGGAUCAAAUCAAUUUAUAUACCUGGAAGAGAACCACAAAACCUGUGUUUAGACACAAAUAACAGAGGAAAGAUUCAGUGUCACAAUCAAUCGACUUUCAGUAUCACGUUGACACAAGUGACAGAAGCUGAUAAACACAUCUACUACUGUGGAUUAACAACAAACUGUGGAUACAACUGUGGAUUUGGGUACAAUGUAUGGACAGGAGUUCCUGGAGUUCAGCUUGAUGUCACAGACCUGCAGGUGGAGACAAAUCAGAGAGUGAAAGAGGGAGAUUCAGUGACUCUUACAUGUAAAACCACCUGCAGUCUGACUGAAGAAACAACAUUCAUCUGGUACAGAAACACACAGAUAUUCACUAAAGGAAUAAAAACAUUGAAUCAACUUCACCUGCAGUCAGUCAGUCGUGAUGAUUCAGGAGUUUAUAGAUGUGAUGCUGUUAGAGGACCUGUACGACUUCUGUCCUCUCCUGAUGUUUAUCUUAGAGUAGGAGAUGUUGAUGGUCAGCAGGGUUGGGGAGUGAAUUACAGCCCUUCAUAUGUUUGUGCAUUAAGAGGCUCAACAGUGAGAAUAACCUGUACUUUAAAAUAUUCAUCUGGCCAUGUGGUCAAUAAAGCCUUCUGGACCAAAGCUGUUGUAAUUGAUGGAGAACCACCUGACCUGUGUUUGGACCCAGAAAACAGAAGAGGAGUUCAGUGUCACAGCGAAAAUAAAGACACUCACAGCAUCACUUUGACAAAUGUGACAGAAGCUGAUAAACGCAUUUACUACUGCAGAUUUAUAACAAACAAAGAAGGUAGUAAAUAUACAGGAGUUCCUGGAGUUCAGCUUGAUGUCACAGACCUGCAGGUGGAGACAAAUCAGAGAGUGAAAGAGGGAGAUUCAGUGACUCUUACAUGUAAAACCACCUGCAGUCUGACUGAAGAAACAACAUUCAUCUGGUACAGAAACACACAGAUAUUCACUAAAGGAAGAAUUACAUUGAAUCAACUUCACCUGCAGUCAGUCAGUCGUGAUGAUUCAGGAGUUUAUAGAUGUGAUGCUGUAAGAGGAUCUGAAUGUCUUCUCUCAUCUCCUGAUGUUUAUCUUAAUGUUCAGUAUCCACCCGAGAAAACCUCAGCAUCCAUCAGUGGAUCUGGUGAAAUAAUGGAGGGUGAUUCAGUGAAUCUGACCUGCAGCAGUGAAUCAAAUCCAACUGUUCACACCUACAGCUGGUAUAAAGUGAAGGAAACAUCAUCUGUUGGAUCUGGACAGACGUACACCAUCAAUAACUUUAACUCCAGUCACAGUGGAUGGUUUUAUUGUGAGGCUCAGAAUGAAGUCGGAUCUCAGAGAUCUGCUGCUGUAUCAGUCACAGUAACAGGGCUUCAGGGUGGUCUGUACACAGUUUACUGGAUUGUGGCAGGAUGUGGUGGUUUGUUUUUCAUCACAAUCUUCAUCCUCCUGUUAAUUAAGAAGUGCAGGAGAGAUUGUACAGCAGAAGACAUCAAGCAGAAGCAGACGGCUGACUCGAGUGAUGAUACAUACACAGCUCUGAAUCCUGAGUCCAGAACAUCUGAUGACAUUUACAACACAAUCAGAUCUGAUCAGUGCAGGGCUGCUGAUGGCGUCUACACGACUCUUGAGCUUCAGUCCAGAUCUUCUGAAUAUGACACAAUUACAGUAAACAAACAUUAAACUCUCUCAAUGCCAAUAUGGGAAAAAUCUCUCGAUCUCUUUGUCAUCUCUCCUCAGUUGUAUCUUCGCUGUUUUGCUUUUUUUGAGGGAACUUUUUUAAAUGUAUUAAAUUUCAUGAAAAUGACACACUUAUAAAGUAAACUAUGAAAAUGCUGGUUCUAAACUGUACACAGUGUGGCCUGUAACCAGCUGUUAUGUUGUUAUAUCUUGUUAUUGAUUAAUAGUUAACAUAAACUAACAAUAAACAAUGCUUUCACUAUUGACCAUACAUUGAUUUUUAUGAGAAAUAGAAGUGCUUAUGUUAAAUUAUUACAAGAUACAAGUUUUUGUGAAUCU